UGGCUUGAUAUGAUCUGAUCCGGUAGGAAAAAAACAAACUUUCUGUUAGCCAGCAAACUUGGCAAUUACAUAAUAUCAAAUUGUCUUAUGUAAUCUUCCAUGGCUUUGACUUCCUAACAACAGGCGGCUUGAGUGGACUCGGAGAUGCUCCAUCUUAUGCGGGGCACAGUUGUGGGCAUGAACCUAUAACCAGCAGCACUAUUAUUGGGCAGGAACUUGAGCUGCCCGCGACCAAGAGAUGAACCCAACCAUCUGGUCCGAGAUGGAGCAUCCAACACUUUAUGCAAGCGGACAAGGCAAUCUUCAAGGCGGUCUCAAUAUCCUCUCCCUCCCUCCCGGCUCUUCCCAACUUAUACUCCGCUCCUUUACAGAGACCUUUGUUUGCCUUCUUUUGCAUGGCGACUUCCUCUUGCUCUUGACAUGUUGACUGCCUCUUUUAGACAAUCUUAUCUAAUCUUUAGCUAUUAAUAGGACGGGAUGACAUAAUCACGGAUAUGUCCUUGGCGAGGCUUGACCUAGUUAAACAUGCAGCACGUGCCUUCCCGUGACAACCCUACUGGCUGUUGUCCUCACUUUUCUCGCCUUCUUCUUUCCUUUUCCACACGACAGAAACUUCCCUGUCGACAUCCUUACUCAGUUCACUAAAUUAUUCGGAGAUUGCAGUCCAGGAAGCAAGGAAAAAGCAAGAAAGGAACGACAGCACAAGGGAGGACCAGCCUUUUCACCGCCGCCAGCCUACUAAGUAGCUUGCCUCUCGAGCUAGAAGACGGAAUCCUCUGAGCCCAUGCCCAAGGAAUACAAGGGCUCGGCGAUGGCGUGGAGCAGCACGUUGCAGUAGUUGGCGAGCUGACUCGUGAUGUAAGAUGAUGCAAAGGCGCGCCGCCUGGCAAGGGUGUGCGUUCCUUUCCUCGACAACGUGGGAGGUGGACCGAGAUCAAAGGCCAAUAUCGAAAGGAGCAAGACGGACGAAGACGGGCAGAGCAUGGGUACAGAGGGCUAGGGGAGGCGAGGUUCGUGUUGGCAGAUGUGCAUAUAAGGGAGAGCUUUACCUGGCCCCAUUGACUUUCUCUUCUUCUUCCUCUUGCACUUCCUCGUCCAAGCCAGGCAGACAGACACGAUGAAGUUCACCGUCCUUGUCGCCUCCGCCUUUGCCUCCACAGCUUUUGCCCAGACCUUCCAGCGUCUGGGUGGCUGUCCAGACCUGGGAUGUAUCUUCCCGCCGGACAAGGCCGAGUUCUUGUCUGGACAGUUCUUCGACAUCCGUCUUGAAGUGCACUCGCCCGUCAACGGAUCCGAAGCCCGGGUCGGUGGUCCAGAUGAGAAGUUCACAUUCACCAUUGAGCGCAAGGGACGCGGACACCAGCAGCCACAGCCGGCCACCCAGUUCUUCAAGACCGAAGAGCCCAAGCUUGAGAAGUGGCAAUUCUCCUGGUACGAGGAUCUGUUCGCCAAAGAUGCUGGGAAGCCCUCUAUCGUCAAUGUCGCAUCUAAGGCCUUCCGACGUGUCAGCCUGGACCGUCCUGGCAUCUACGAGGCCGUUUUAACCUACUACAAUGGCAAGAAAACCACUGCUACCUGGGAGGUCAAAGAGCUACGCACCCGUCGCCGUGCGAAGAAUGUCAUCCUCUUCAUUGGCGAUGGCAUGACCACCAACAUGAUCACUGCUGCUCGUCUCAUGGCCCAUCAAUCCAUCAAUGGCAAGUACCAGUCCAAGAUGCAGAUGGACCAGUUCCCCGUCCUUGGCCACCAAAUGACCCAUUCCAUGGACUCCUUCAUCACCGACUCAGCUAACUCAGCCACCGCCCUCUACACCGGCCACAAGUCCACUGUCAACGCGUUGAACGUGUACCGUGACUCUUCUAAGUCUCCCUUCGAUGAUCCCAAGUUCGAGACCAUUGCUGAGAUCUUCCGCCGUGUCAACCCUGGUGCUGGUGUUGGUAUCGUUUCUACCGCUCACUUGUCUGAUGCCACCCCUGCUGCUCUGACUGCCCACACUAGUGACCGUGGCCAGAGUGCUCAUGUUAUCGACACCUAUUUCCACGGUCUCUCCAACUACACCUGGACUCAGUGGGAUGGCCCCGAUGUUCUCUUUGGUGGAGGUGCUGAGGACUUUCUUCCCAACGAUGACAACAAGAAGCAGAACUACUACGAGAUGUUUAAAAAGAAGGGAUACAGCCUCUCCUGGAACGCCACAGCCCUCGCCCAGGCUUCUAACGACGAUCGUGCCCUUGGUGUUUUCUCCACCAGUGUCAUGGCUAAAUGGCUCGACCGCAAUGUCUACAAGGAAAAUCUGAAAAACCAGAAGAACUACCCCGAUGGUUCUGACAAGGACGCCGAUGACCAGCCCGGUCUCAAGGAGAUGACCCUCAAGGCCGUUGACAUCCUCCACACCCGUAACCGCAACCACCGCGAGAGCCGUGGCAAGGGUUUCUUCCUCAUGUCCGAAGCUGCCAGCAUCGACAAGCAGAUGCACACCAUGGACUACGACCGUGCACUUGGUGAGCUUCUCGAGCUUGACGACACCGUUCGCGCUACCAUUACCAAGCUCCGUGCUCUAGGAGAAUUGGAUGAUACUCUUAUCAUCGUCACUGCCGACCACGGUCACGGCUUCGAUGUCACCGGAUCUGUUGACACCAAGUACCUCGCCGAGCAGAAGUCUGAUCGCGAGAAGCGUAAGGCUAUCGGUACCUACUUCAACUCUGGUCUCUCCCAGUACACCGUCCAGAAGCAGGGUUCUCUCAAGUACUCGGAGGGUGUCCACUUUCCCGCUCAAUGGGACCCACGCUACACCCUUCACAGUGGCCUUGGUGCUCACCCUGACAAGCGUGAGAACUACCAGGUCCAUAAGGAUGGACCUCGUCUCCCAGCUACUACCGCUCGUGGAACUAAGGACUACUAUGUCAACUACAAGGAUGCCGUUACGGGCUUUAUCGUCAACGGCACCAUUGCUCCAGAUGAAGGCCAGGGUGUCCACUCUCUCACGGACGUUCCUGUCUUCGCCAUGGGACCAUGUCAGGAAGACUUUGGCGGUGUCUACAACUCCGUUGACGUUUUCUUCCGUAUGGCCCAGUGCCUCGGUCUAAGCAAGACCAGAUGGUAA
Messenger RNA from Trichophyton rubrum CBS 118892, 3100 nucleotides. RefSeq lists its product as uncharacterized. Gene Ontology annotation, molecular function: alkaline phosphatase activity. The transcript is spliced from 2 exons. Gene Ontology annotation, biological process: dephosphorylation. The coding region runs from base 1118 to 3100 and encodes 660 amino acids. Lineage: Eukaryota; Fungi; Ascomycota; Eurotiomycetes; Onygenales; Arthrodermataceae. The record is from RefSeq and is a predicted model, not a curated record.